Messenger RNA from Hermetia illucens (black soldier fly), 1104 nucleotides. RefSeq names its product alcohol dehydrogenase 2-like. The coding region runs from base 171 to 941 and encodes 256 amino acids. Gene Ontology annotation, molecular function: alcohol dehydrogenase (NAD+) activity. Gene Ontology annotation, cellular component: cytoplasm. The record is from RefSeq and is a predicted model, not a curated record. Lineage: Eukaryota; Metazoa; Arthropoda; Insecta; Diptera; Stratiomyidae. The transcript is spliced from 4 exons.
GCCCGUUCUCAUAUCAGUAGGGAGCCACCAAGCACUUUGUUUGAUUCGAAGUCAUUCAGUGUGAAUAGUCUCGUACACAAAUUGCGAAUAUCAAACCAUUUUCGUAGUAACACCAACAACCUUGCAGAGAAAUCGACAAAAAGGACGCAUCCGAAAGUGCAACAGAUACAAUGCAGUUCGUCAAAAAGUCAGUAAUAGUAGUUGGAGGUUAUGGCGGAAUUGGGAUGGAAACGUGUAAAAUAUUGCUGAACAGAGGAAUCAGUAAUUUAGGUAUCUUCGACUUGACUGAAAACGAUGAAAAACUAAACUCUCUUCAAUCUGAUGACGGAAAUGCUCAGAUAAGAUUUUGGAAGGUCGACGUGACAAACAAGCUGGAAUGCAAAACCGCAUUUGAAUCAGCUGCAUCGGAAUUUGGAUUUAUCGAUUUUGUGGUACAUUCCGUUGGAGUUGUGGAUGAACUGGACCCCGAAAAAGCGAUUGGAGUUAAUUUGCUAGGGACGAUAAAUGUAAAUUUAGCCGCAAUCGAAUGCAUGACCAAGGAGAAAGAGAAAGGUCGAGGUGGGGCUAUACUCACCAUAUCAUCAGUCUUCGGCUUGGAGCCUUGUUCAUCAUAUCCAGUCUAUGCAGCUGCUAAACAUGGAAUCAUCGGAUUUCUGCGAUCCUUGGGAACAGAGGAUCUUUACAACCGUACUGGAGUUAAAAUAAUCGUGGUAUGUCCAGGAUUCACAAAGCCAUCAAUGCCUCGCAGUACACCGGACGCCAUAUUUCCCUAUUUGCCGGUAGGAUCUCCUGACGAUCGAUUCCAACCAGUAGCAGACUGUGCCAAACGUGUUGUUGAUGCAGUUGAAGAUAAUGACACUGGAACUAUCUGGAUAAUUGAUAACAGCGAAUUAACUCAGGUUGCACCAAUCAAGUAUUUCUUUCCGCCCCCACCGCAAUAAGUGAAGUGAAUUUUCCAAUGUGGUUUAAUGGAGGUAAAAUAUCUAACCGUAAUGCAGUUAGUAAAUAGUGUUUACAUCCUUGUUUGUCAAGUACCCUCUCUUUAUAAUAUAGUAAGCGAUACAGAUUGCUGUUAUUUAUGACGUAUCUAUAUAAAAUAUGUAU